Carcharodon carcharias (great white shark) is the source of this 10752-nucleotide messenger RNA. RefSeq names its product pleckstrin homology domain interacting protein (gene phip). The record is from RefSeq and is a predicted model, not a curated record. The transcript is spliced from 40 exons. Gene Ontology annotation, cellular component: nucleus. Gene Ontology annotation, molecular function: protein binding. Lineage: Eukaryota; Metazoa; Chordata; Chondrichthyes; Lamniformes; Lamnidae. Gene Ontology annotation, biological process: regulation of cell shape; cytoskeleton organization; regulation of transcription by RNA polymerase II. The coding region runs from base 108 to 5567 and encodes 1819 amino acids.
UUGUGGGUGAAUGGAGGAGACUCUUCCUGGAGAGUAAACACUCACGCACAGACUAGCUGAUUACAUCGGAUCCCUCACCGUUUAACACUAAAAAAUCACCCCCAAACAUGCCUGCUGAUACUAAACAAAUCUAUGAGUUGGAAUCUGAAUUGUACUUCCUAAUAGCCAGAUUUUUGGCAUCAGGACCCUGUCAGAAGGCGACUGAGGUCCUGAUACGCGAAGUGGAGGAGAAGCAGCUGCUGCCGAAACGGAUAGACUGGAAGGGCAAUGAGCAUCCCAGGACCUACGAAAAUUUGGUGAAAACUCAUAGACAUGUAGCUCCAGAUCAUCUUCUUCAGAUAUGUCAGCGACUUGGACCUCUUCUAGAGAAAGAGACCCCACAGAGUGUCCCUGGGGUGCAUUCGUUACUGGGAGCUGGAAGACAGUCUAUGCUUCGAACAAACAAAAGUUGUAAACAUGUUGUAUGGAAAGGAUCGGCACUUGCAGCAUUGCAUCGAGGAAGGCCCCCUGAGCCACCAAUCAAUUAUGGUAGCCCACCUAAUAUAGUGGAUACUGUUCGGGCACGACAGCUCACAGGGAGCUUUCGACUCAGUCAGCUUGUUCCUACAGCUGUAUAUCUACAUAUGAAGAUGCACAAGCGAAUUCUGGGGCACCUAUCAUCUGUUUACUGUGUUACUUUUGAUCGAACAGGGAGGAGAAUAUUUACUGGAUCUGAUGAUUGUCUGGUGAAGAUUUGGACAACAGAUGACGGCAGGCUACUGGCAACUUUGCGAGGACAUUCUGCUGAAAUCUCGGACAUGGCAGUAAACUAUGAAAAUACCAUGAUUGCUGCAGGCAGCUGUGAUAAAAUCAUCCGGGUUUGGUGCCUUCGGACAUGUGCGCCCUUAGCCGUUCUGCAGGGUCACACUGCAUCCAUCACAUCCGUGCAGUUUUCGCCAAUGUGUACUGGCUCUAUGAGGUUCCUGUCUUCCACAGGGGCAGAUGGUACAGUUUGUUUCUGGCAGUGGGAUGCUGGCAUGUACAAAUUUAGCCAUCGGCCAAUUAAAUUUACUGAGCGACCAAGGCCAGGGGUUCAAAUGAUCUGUUCUUCUUUCAGUGCUGGUGGAAUGUUUUUGGCAACAGGGAGCACGGAUCAUAUCAUAAGAGUUUACUACUUUGGGUCAGGGCAACCUGAGAAGAUUUCAGAGUUGGAGUUUCAUACCGACAAAGUUGACAGUAUUCAGUUCUCCAACAUGAGUGACAGGUUUGUUAGUGGAAGUCGUGACGGGACUGCAAGGAUCUGGCAGUUUCGACGGCAAGAAUGGAAAAGCAUUUUACUGGACAUGGCUGUCAAGCCAGCUGGGUAUAAUCCACAAGGAUUGGAAGAUAAAGUGAACAAACUGAAAGUAACCAUGGUGGCAUGGGAUCGUCACGACAACACCGUUAUUACAGCAGUCAAUAACCUUACAUUGAAGGUUUGGAAUUCUUGCACUGGUCAGCUCAUACAUGUUCUGAUGGGACAUGAAGAUGAAGUGUUUGUACUUGAACCACAUCCUUUUGACCCCAGGGUCCUCUUCUCUGCAGGGCAUGAUGGCAAUGUGAUCGUUUGGGACAUAGUGAGGGGAGUGAAAAUUCGGUCUUAUUUCAAUAUGAUUGAGGGUCAGGGACAUGGAGCAGUGUUUGACUGUAAGUGCUCCCCUGAUGGGCAGCAUUUUGCAUGUACUGACUCCCAUGGGCAUCUUCUCAUCUUUGGCUUUGGCUCAAGCAGUAAAUAUGACAAGAUUUCUGAUCAGAUGUUCUUCCACACGGAUUAUCGACCCUUAAUUCGUGAUGCCAACAACUAUGUCUUGGAUGAGCAGACACAACAGGCACCGCAUCUCAUGCCGCCUCCAUUCCUGGUGGAUGUGGAUGGCAAUCCCCAUCCACCAAAAUACCAACGACUGGUACCUGGCCGGGAGAACUGUAAAGAUGACCAACUCAUCCCACAGAUGGGCGUGUCUGCCACAGGCUUAAAUCAAGUUCUUAGUCAGCAAGCAAGCCAUGAAAUCAGCCCUUUAGACAACAUAAUUCAACGACUUCAACAGGAACAAGACCAGAGACUGACUGCAGGUGCCAACAACAGCUUGAACAGAGGGAGAAUAGGCUCACAGAGUUCUUCCUCUGAGAUGCAUUCACCUCCAAAUGUUGGAUUGAGACGCAGUGGACAAAUCGAGGGUGUGCGGCAGAUGCACAGCAAUGCACCAAGAAGUGAAAUUGCCACUGAACGAGACCUUGUUGCCUGGAGUCGAAGGGUGGUAGUACCAGAACUAACCCAAGGUGUAGCCAGUAAGCAGGAAGAAUGUAGAACAGCCAAAGGGGAAGAGGAGGUAAACAUUUUUAAAUGUGAAAAGAAAAAGAAAUCAGCAAUUCAGGCUCAACGAGAAAACAAGAUGCAUUCCUAUGAACGCUUGCAAGAAAGUGGAGAAGGAAGAAAACAGAGCCGCCAGAGUAUACACAAUUACUGCACGCGAUCUGCAAUGGAUGAUGGCAGCAGAAGUUCACAACAGAAUGUAGAUUACAAUAGCUCUUCAGAGGAAGUUGAAGUCCGUGCUGUCAAUGGUGUGACCUCAGAAGAAGAUGGGGAUGCCUGGCACAACGAAAGCAGCAGCUCGAGUGAUUAUUCAAGUGACUAUUCUGACUGGACAGCGGAUGCCGGCAUUAACCUCCAGCCACCAAAGAAAUCUUCACGGCAGCAAGCGAAGAAAGCUAUUAGCAGUUCAGAAGAUGAAGGAGAAAAAGAGAAGGGGAAAGAAAAAGAGAUCAAGAAGGAAAGGAAGAAACAUAAAGAAGACAAAGAUGGUACAGCACCUCCAAAGAUAAGGAGGAAACCGAGGGAGAAAAGAAUAAAGAGACCACCAGCAGGAGUCUUACCGAAGCAGGGAGAAACUUUGGAAGAGUGGCUUCCACCUGUUUGGAUUACUGACACUAUGCCCAGGCGUUGCCCUUUUGUACCACAAAUGGGUGAUGAGGUUUACUAUUUUCGACAGGGUCACGAAGCCUAUGUUGAAAUGGCAAAGAAGCUAAAACUUUUUCGCAUAAAUACUAAAAAGCAGGCAUGGCACAAGAUGGAUUUACGGGAGCAAGAGCUAGUGAAAAUAGUUGGGAUCAAAUAUGAAGUGGGACCCCCAUCUCUGUGCUGUCUCAAACUGGCUUUCAUCGACCCAGACACCGGGAAACUGACAGGAGGCUCGUUUUCUAUGAAGUACCAUGAUAUGCCAGAUGUCAUUGAUUUUCUAGUGCUGCGACAGCAGUUUGAUGAGACAAAAUCUCGACGAUGGAAGAUUGGUGAUCGAUUUCGGUCCGUGAUUGAUGAUGCGUGGUGGUUUGGGACCAUUGAAAGCCAGGAGCCCCUGCAACCAGACUAUCCUGAUAGUCUAUUCCAGUGCUACAAUGUCUGCUGGGAUAAUGGAGACACUGAAAAGAUGAGCCCUUGGGAUAUGGAAGUGAUACCAGCUGAUGCUGUUUUCCCCACUGAACCUGGGUCAAGUGUUCCCUUGACUGCUGCUGAGCAUAAGAUACAGCUGUACAAAUCUCAGGAAGGAGAAUGGGGCUGCAGGAAGAGAGAUGCUGAAUGUGAAAGAAUUCAUGGUGGGAUCAGUCAGCUCAUAACUCUUGACAUUGCUGCUCCAUUUGUGGCACCUGUGGACCUUCAGGCUUAUCCCUUAUAUUGUACAGUAGUGGCUUAUCCCACGGACCUUAACACAAUCAAAGAGAGGGUAGAGAAUAGGUUUUACAGACGUAUGUCAUCCCUGAUGUGGGAGGUACGAUAUAUUGAACACAAUGCACGGACUUUCAACGAACCUGGAAGCCCCAUAGUUAAAUCUGCCAAAUUAGUCAUUGAUGUUCUCCUGCAGUUUAUAAAAGACCAGAACUCUACUGACAUCCUUCCAUUCUACAAUAACUUGAAGAAGAAAAUGAUGUCAGAUGAAGAAGAUGAGGAUGAUGAGGCAGAGAAUUCUGAUGUUCCAGGAACCUCCACCAGAAAUAAGAAGGAACACCAGCCUAGGAGGACACAGCGUAAUCGUGUUCAGUCACAUGAUGUUAAUGCCUGGAAAGUGCGCUGUAGAGAGCUGCUGCAUCUAAUCUUUCAGUGUGAAGACUCGGAGCCUUUCCGUCGGCCUGUGGAUUUAUUUCAGUAUCCAGAUUAUAGAGAUAUCAUUGACACACCAAUGGAUUUCGGAACAGUUCAAGAGACAUUGGAAGCUGGAAAUUAUGAGACGCCAUUGGAAUUAUGUAAAGACGUGCGCCUUAUUUUUAGCAACUCCAAGGCUUACACUCCCAGCAAAAAGUCAAGGAUCUAUAGUAUGAGUUUACGGCUGUCGGCAUUGUUUGAAGAACACAUGAGCUCCAUCAUUUCUGAUUAUAAAGCAGCAGUUCGAUUCUGUUCAAGAAAGAAGGCUUCCAGCCAAAGGCGCAAGCGAAGAAGAAGUAGCUCCCCCUCUAGCAGUGCUGCGUCGAGCCCUGAAAGGAAACGAAGGUUUUUAAAACCCCAAGCCAAGAUAGAGCAGCCCAUUUCUUCAACCUUAUCUAUGCCUGUGAGAUCAACAAGUAUGAAAACCUCUGUUAUUCAGGCCAAUGGUAAGGCAGGUGAAUCUGCUUCUGUCGUCCGUACCAGAAGCACAAGGCUACGACCGGGGAUCACCUCCGGGACCGAAACACCAUCUUCAUUAGGAGUAGUGGCAGCAGUUUCAAAAUCUUCUGUUGCGUCAUCAACAGGAAGUGCAACAGACCAUAACGCUAAGCCAUCGAAAUCCCAGAACAAUCUCUGUUAUCCUAAACCAUCUGAAUCAAAACACAAUACUCAGACUUCAUUGACAGAUGAAAAGCCUGAGAAAAGGAGAUUAACACGUAGAAAUAAAUCAACACCGUACAAACAACCUAAAGGUGACAUCAAAGCUGAAUCUUCAACACAGAAGACCCCACAAAUAAAUGGACACAGUGUAUGUAUCUCUGAACCUGUCAUUAAGAGAGGUCCUGGUAGGAAACCACAGGAAGUAAAAAGUCUUAAAGGACCUGGUAAGAAAAGAGGUAGGAAAAGUAAAAAAGAGCUACUUAGUAUUGAACAAGAAAAUGAAAUGAAGAAAGCAGAAGUCAAAAAGGACACGUCGAAUGAGAAUGGUGAAGAAGCUACCUCAGAAAGCAGCUCUAGUUCAGAGAGCAACACACAAAGAAAAUCUUUGCAGAAGAAGCCAACAAGAGGCAGGAAACCCAAAGGAAAGAGUCUACAAGCUAAAUCCAAAUUGACAGUUGCUGCUAAACGUAAAAUGCAGACAAGGAGCAACAGGCGGAAGCAUGAGGAGCCUAUGGAGCCCAUUGAGCCUAUAGAGCCUGUGGAAGAUGACAAAAGGACUGAGGAAGCCAUGGGCUCUAAAUCUGUCAUGAAAACGAGGAAUCAAGGUAGACGGACAACAUGCUACAAUGAGGAGGAUUCAGAGGAGGAGCAAAGGCAGCUACUGUUUGAAGAUUCCUCUUUAACUUUUGGAACAUCCAGUAGGGGCAGGCUGCGGAAACUGACUGAAAAAGCAAAGGCUAACCUGAUUGGUUGGUAAACAACUGUAGGGUUUUGUCUACUCAAUGAGGCUUCUUGUUUAGACAAGAACAGGUAAGGGAUUGGUGCACUUGAGGUCACUGCAUUCUCACUUGCAGACAGGUUGAAGAUGUGACUUGAAUUUGGUUUAAUCAGAAGGCCAAAUGAGCAAGGACUGAUUUCUUUAAAAACCAUUUAAUCUUUAGAGAGUUAAAAAUCUUGUUUGAUAUUCUUAGUUACUGGCUGGUGCACUAUGUCAACACACAAAUCUUUGAUGUUUUGCCAGCAUUAAUUCAUGGUAAAAUAUUGGCAUUUUGAUGUACAUUUUCAUCUUCUACUUCCAUCUUCUGUUCUCUGAAGAACCGCAGAUUCGGGCUUUGUUUUGGUUGUCGGGGCAAACUUGCAGACUAGAGGGUUGGGAUCAGUUAGUAUUUGCAUUUGACAAAACUGUAACAAUUAAUGAUUGGCAAUUGGUUGCCACUAAAUUUGACAAGUUCCUUUUUAAAAAUGCCUUUUAAACUUAUGAGUUUCAUUAUUUUAUGUUCAGAGAUAUUUUAGGUAUUCCAUUCUGUUUUUAAACUGUUAUUUGUACCUACCAAGAAUUUAUAAGUCAUCUAAAAUAAUAAAUUCAAAUACAUUCAAAAUGUGAUUGUCAUGUUUCAGUAUCCCUGAAAGCACAUGUAAUAUUUAGGUUAAAUGUUUGCAGCCCCCAAAAGUCUGCAUUAAUGGUCAAAUACUUCCAAAAAUGUACUAUGGUCAGUAUUUUUUAAAUCCUUUAGCUAUUCCUUAAAUUUCUUAAUGUUGGGACACAUUUAAAUGUAUAGUAAUAUUUACCUUCUAUACAAAAUUUAACACAUCUAUGUUGCAUUGUCUUGCAUCUUUUAAGGAAAAGGUUAGAAUAGUUUUGUUUAUUGUUAAUUGGUUUGUACAUCUGCAAAUGUGCCUCACUCUUCAAUGAGCAUAUUUAAGUUGAAGUCCUAAAUGCCAAGUUGGUAAGGAUGUUAAAAGAUGACUUUACUCUUAUUUUGAGUCUGAAAAUAUAUGCCAUCAAAUAAUUUUCCACUUACAUGCCUUACAUUUCUAGUUUAUGAUAAUUUCAUAUACUCAUUCACAGUCAUAAAAUGUUUGAAAGUGUUUGCACCACUAGUUAUGUGUAAUUAUCUGCUCAUUACUACUAAACAGGUAUAAUCGUAUUUUUUGUCGCCAAAAAUACAUUUAGAUUUUUCAGGUUGUACUUCACCUCCCCCCUCCUCCUCCACAACUUAACAAUCAGUCCUUGCUUAUUUGUCAGUCACAAUGUACUGCAGAGACUUGACUUCAAGUGCAUUUGGGCAUCUGCAAUUCAAGCUUUCCAAAGAAUUGCUCAAAUAGCCUGUCAUGUUCCCACUAUUCUGAAGCAAUUGUAAGCUGCUUCUCCCAUUUAUUGAAUGUAGAGGCAAACAAAAAAAAAAGACUGCAUUGCACUGGAACCGAGUGGUUGUCUCUUGCUUACCUUACACAAUCAGGAAAAAAAAAACUGUUGCCGAAGAAAAAAAGGAGACUGGUUUUAAUUAUGUUUUCGCUUAUGUGGACACACACACACACACACACACACACACACACGAAUUGUAUAUUGUAAGUAGAAAAAAUAUUUUAAGAUAUAGUACAGGGAUGGGGUUGAGAUGUGCCAUCUGUCCAAAUGGCUUUAUAGCACACUCACAUAUAAACGCUUUAUAAAGGGUUUAUAAGAACAUGCCCAGCUCCUUUAUUGGUUGGGGAAGGUUAUGAGAUUUUAGAAUUACCAAGCAUGUGAAUCGUGCUGAAAUUUCCAGACUUGUAUAGUUUGUGAGAAUUUCCCCCACCCCUUCAACAAUACAGGAUUUCAUGGGAACUUGGUACGCAAUUAACAAAUGUCAUGGUUUAAAGGUCCCAUUGUAUAUGAAUAUUAGCUCAAUUAUGCUUACUUGGGCUUUCUAGGGAGAAACAUUCAUUCCAUGCAGUAAUCUGUUCUGGAGCUUGCACCCUAUUUUCUGAUUUUAAAAAAAGUUGGCUUUUUUGUAAUCAGUAAUUAAGUGGUCAAAUUACUUUUUAUUGGAUGUUUGCAAAUAGUACAUUACUACACAGUGUCGUUUUUGUGCACUUUCUGCCUAUGUCUGUUAUGCUACAUUAAGUCAGUAUCUUCCCUCAAAAGGUAUAGCAUUUGGUGAUUGUGCCUUGAAUAUAUCAUUUUUUCUAUUUUCUUGUUAAUGGUUAGGGCUGGGACAAAGAUUAUUACACUCCCGAGGUUUUCUACCUUUUGACACCACCAUAUGUAAAUAACAAGCAAAACUGUGUUUUUAAACAUGAGAGCACAGAUAAUUACUUUUGAAAGUGAUGAGAUGCCAUGCGCCGCAUGCAGUAAAUGUAUACAUGAUUGCAGAUCGUUUUUCUUCCAAACUGCCAAAUAAUGUAAACAGUGCAUUCUAAAGCAGAAUAUUUCUUUAAGACACUUAAGAAUUUUGUCCCAGUUCUGAGUUCCCCUUGGCAACCUAAGGGCGAUGUUUGAUUUGACAGUAAUCUUCUCACUGGGAUGAGCUUGUUUUCAUUUGCUAUUCAUUUUUCUGAAGUAAUGUGACAGUUUUUAUUUCUUGGUUUACCAUUUCUGUUUGAUUGGAUUUUUAAAACAAAUAGUUGUUUUUAAAUAAGCCUCACCAUCUUGCCUGUUAUUUUUGUAUUAACUUGUUAAGAAAACAAUUUUGCAAUUCCUCACUUACAAAUACUACAGAUAUUUAGAGGAGAGUCAUACUCAUUAAGAUACCAGUAUGUUAUAUCCAGUCAAGUUUGAGACUGUUGCUAUGAUAUGUCCCCAUACAUCAUUCUGACUUCUGUUUAAAUAUCUGCUUCUGUUUAAUUUUUUUUAAUAGCCAGUGAACCAAGAAAUAAUUGUCACUCUCUGUCCAAGUUUAAUGUGACCUUGUUUCAUUCUUACUGGUCCUUAACAGUAAUGCUCCCACAAACUGAAUUAAAAUGUCUCUUUCCCUUUUGUAUUUCUUUGUCAAACAUGGUGUAAAUAAAAUAAUGGAUAAUUGGGUUUUGAGGCCAUAUAGAACCCUUAGAUUAGGUUAACAUUUUAAUUCACUCACUGAUAUGCUUGUCAUAUAACGUAUACUGUGUUUGGAAUUUUACUUGAGCUGUUGCCGUUUUGUGAAAAUUUGUGAGUUUCUAGAGGUUUUAAGAGCAUUUUGGAACAUCGGUGCGUAACCAAAAUGGUACUUAUUUUGAGAACUAUUUAUCCUCUUGAUACAUCAUUACAGUGGUUUAUCAAAAAUUAUUUGCAGCGGAAUACAGGAAACUCCUUACACCGUAUAUAUUAUAUAUACUUCCUUUAUACUGUUCAUAUCUGCAGAACAGCAUUUUGCCAUUUCCCUUAGGAUCUUUAUUCCGAUCCUAUUUUUAAAAUAAAACUUAAUUCAAGAAAAUUGUUUCAUGAGAGGUUGAUCUUUGUCUUUAUUAAGUUUGAGCAUUCACAAUUUAUUUGUAUUUGAACCUGCAGCCAAGGUACACGAGCUGCUUCCUCCUUCACCUAUGGUGGAUUGAAAGAGUAAAAAUGAAUGUAUUAAGUUUCUUAAUAUGUUAAUAUAUGUAUUUUGGUUACAUGGAUGAAAUAAAGUGAAGAAAAUGUAUGUAAAUAUUGCACAAAACACCCACUUUUAUGAAAAAUGUAAAGUAUUGAUUUUGUUUAUGCUGGCAUUCCCCUCCAUUUACAAUUAUGGUACCAUUUUGGUAUCUAUUCUAAAAGUCAGCCUCUAUACUAAGAAGGCACAGACAUUUGCCUAAAGUACAUGACUUGCAUGCUUAACUUAAUGGUUGAAAGGCAUUUUUUGCGACCUAUACUAACCUUUUCUUCCCCUUACCCCCUUGAAAUUAAUGGAAAUUCCAGAGCAUGCUCCGUAGUAUAGUACAAUAUCAUAUACACCUGUAUCUUGACUGUUCAUUUUUUUAUAUAAAUCGGAGAGUCAAAUUUUAAAAAAGUACAAUUAUAACUGUACUUGUAUAUUUUAUAUUUCACACGCCUGAAUUUUGUAGAUUGAAAUUUAUAUGUUUUAAGAAUUCAGACUCUUAAAACUAAUUUGCCAACAUCUUAUUUUGAUACUAUUAACUAAGAUAACAAAUAAAAAUAGUUCCUACUUAGCUUUUUUUUCUCGACUUGUUCAAUAUCUAGUGGUGCCUGUUUUUAAUACAUGACAUGUGAUUCUCCCACAAUUUUUAACUACCUGAUCAUAAAUCUAUCUCCCAUCUGUAAACUUAUAUAAUCUUGGCCUCGUUAACACCAUAAGAUGCAAGGGGGUAGGAGUGUUCCUAACAGCACCACAUUAAAACCACAGUCACCAUUUCUCAUGCCCUUAACCCUCUCCAUUCACCAUCACCACCUUCCAUUCCUAUCUUAGUCACUGAUACCUCUUUUCCAGCCCACGUUAAUAUAUCCUUAGAAUAGUUGCAGGCAAUGCAGUGGCCUGAUGAUUGAAACCUCUGCCGGUGUUCUGCCUGCGAACACCCAAUAUAGGCACCUUGAGCCAACUUACUCAGAUGCAGGGAUCUUACCUCCUUUGCUUAUUUUUAGCCCUUUUGAAUUUCUAGCUCUUAUGUUUGACUGUCCAGGAUUGAAUAAAUCAACGAUAAAAACAGAACAAUGCUACAUAAAACACAGCUAAUAUGCAAAAAGAAGUGAUUCUGAGAAAAAUAAGUAUUUUGGAAAACUCAGUCGUCAUUAGGCUUGUUUACUGAGUUUUAAGGACAUUUUGUUGGUAGCAUUUGAUAAGAGCAUUAAUCAGUUUCACAUUUCCUUUUUCUGUUAUAAUUGCAGUAAAUAUUGUUUAGGUAGUAUCAUAAAUUUUAUAUAUGUCUUUGGACUAUUAAAAUCUUUCUUCUUCUCUAUGCCAGGUUUAAUUGGAUGAUUUCUAAGAUGGCUAGGAGCAAUAUUUCAAGCUUUUGUGACAACAACACCUGUGGCUGUUCCAUUUAAAAAAAACCUCAAGUCUUGAAUUUCACUGCUAGUGCACUACAGCUCAGUAGUGUACAGAUUUGAUAUUUAGGCAAUAUUCAUCCAACUAGCAGCAAUACUGGUCAAUGCAUUGCCGUAAAUAAUUUCAAAGAUGCGAAAUGUUUGUGUGCAAUUGUUUUUCAAAAGUACUUACAAUGCAGCUAUGAUCUAUCUGGAUUCUAAAAUAAACAGGUCGCUUUCUAUCGUA